GUUGCUGCCAUUCUCUCCCGGCGGCAGCGAGGACGAGGACGGCAUCUGGGGUUCCAGGCGGUGGCAGCUGCAGGCCAAGUGCCCGGCUCGACGGGAUGGACUGGCCGCACCACCUGCUAUUCCUUCUGACGAUCUCCAUCUUCCUGGGGCUAGGCCAGCCCAGGAACCCCAAAGGCAAGAGGAAGGGGCAAGGGCGGCCUGGGACCCUCGCUCCUGGACCUCAUCAGGUGCCAUUGGACCUGGUGUCACGGGCGAAGCCAUACGCCCGCAUGGAGGAGUACGAGAGGAACCUUGGGGAGAUGGUGGCACAGCUGCGGAACAGCUCCGAGCCGGCCAGGCACAAGUGUGAGGUCAACCUGCAGCUGUGGCUGUCCAACAAGAGGAGCCUGUCUCCCUGGGGCUACAGCAUCAACCACGACCCCAGCCGCAUCCCCGCGGACCUGCCGGAGGCGCGAUGCCUGUGCCUGGGCUGCGUGAACCCCUUCACCAUGCAGGAGGACCGCAGCAUGGUGAGCGUGCCGGUGUUCAGCCAGGUGCCGGUGCGCCGCCGCUUCUGCCCGUCGCCGCCACGCUCCGGGCCCUGCCGCCAGCGCGCGGUCAUGGAGACCAUCGCCGUGGGCUGCACCUGCAUCUUCUGACCCAGAGGGUCCAGAGGCCAGGUCGGCAGCUGGAGACGGCCCUCCCUGCACCCCCGCGCCACGCAAGGCCAAUGAAAAGUAAACGCAGUCUUUUGUAAAGCAAGACUUUUUGGGUUUGCUCUUUGUGGCGUCGAAGCUAAAACCGGGAUGAGAGUAGGAGGUCUCUGGGAGGUAAAUUUCAGAUCAGUAGAAAGAAA
This is a messenger RNA of Tupaia belangeri chinensis (Chinese tree shrew), 835 nucleotides long. It is a transcript of the gene IL17B, whose product is annotated as interleukin 17B. The transcript is spliced from 3 exons. Gene Ontology annotation, biological process: inflammatory response. NCBI's taxonomy places the organism in Eukaryota, Metazoa, Chordata, Mammalia, Scandentia, Tupaiidae. Gene Ontology annotation, cellular component: extracellular region. The record is from RefSeq and is a predicted model, not a curated record. Bases 96 to 638 code for a protein of 180 amino acids. Gene Ontology annotation, molecular function: cytokine activity.